Priapulus caudatus is the source of this 4860-nucleotide messenger RNA. RefSeq lists its product as uncharacterized. Gene Ontology annotation, molecular function: glycosyltransferase activity. The transcript is spliced from 9 exons. The record is from RefSeq and is a predicted model, not a curated record. Gene Ontology annotation, cellular component: cytoplasm. Lineage: Eukaryota; Metazoa; Priapulida; Priapulimorpha; Priapulimorphida; Priapulidae. The coding region runs from base 220 to 3978 and encodes 1252 amino acids.
CUUGCCGGCGCGCGUCGCCCGAGGUCGGAAAAGUGGGCGUGGUGCGCACUCUGAUCGGACCGGAUACACAAAGCGUUGCCAGCGCGCACGCGUCUCAGUCUCCGCGCGCGCGAUAGUGUGUAAGGUGCGUAGUACGUGUUGCAGCGCGUGUACCGCCGCCGCCGCCGCCCCGGCCAGACAGCCGCAGCACAACAGGUGUGGCGCAGAACGGGUGCCAUCAUGGCGGACCACCUGCUAAUCGCUCUCUCGGAGAUGGUCGGAUCGCUUCCCGUCGUCGGAGGAGCCGUCGUCGUUAUCGCCGGCCUCGCCGUAGUGCUAGCGACGAGAAUGCGUUCGGCAGCGACACCGGUGAGUGGCGACGACGAACAAGGAGGCGACGCCGACAGCAGCGGUCGCCGCGCGGCGUCGCCGGGCGAGGCGAACAACAACAUACAGACGCAGACGGCGGUACCCGUGCAGCAGCGCACGACGCAGACGCAGGCGAGCGUCACGAAAACGUCGACACGACGCACGCAGACGACGUGCGAGCGCGCCGAAAGGCGCACGCAGACGCCGCCGUUAGAGGAAGUGCUGCCGACGCCAGCAGCGUCACCGUCACAGAUGCCGACGCCUGCAGCGUCACCGUCACAGAUGCCGACGCCUGCAGCGUCACCGUCAGAAGUACCGACGCCUGUAGCGGCAGCAGUACCGACGCCUGUGGCGGUGCCGUUGCUCACAGCAGUGCAGGAUGAUCAACAGGUAAGAGGACCAGCCGAGAAACAGGCCGAGAAACGGGCGGUCGUGUUAAGCGAUAGCGGCGUACAGACUGACAAGCAAGAACCUAUCAUCCUUCCGAUGAUCAUUCGCGUUCCGGACGCACCUAUCACGGCCGCAGCCGACGUCGGCGGCGGGCAGGUUUCCCCGCAGCUAGAGAGUGAUGAGCCACUCCUUCAAUCAGCAGCAUCCAGGCCCCAGCUGUCAAGCAGCGCGAGUCGAGAUCUGGGCCAACCAGCUGAGCGGUCACCGCCAGCAGCAGCAGCAGCAGCGCCGUCCGGCAAUGCGAACUCGACGCAGACACAGGUUCGCGAACUUGAGGAAUCAUCGACGCAAACCGCGCUCGGGUACGUGCCGGACGCCCGCGGCCACAGCGCCGUGACACAGACAAACGACGGCUACGUCGUCACUCGUCAUCUCGUGUCGCUAACCGGCCAGCAAGACGACGACGACGACGAGCGUGACGACACGACGGAGAUUGAGGAGGGCUCUCCGCCGCUGCCGCGAGCCGCGCAGGCCCCGAUGCAGGGAUCACAGCCACGUGCGCCGCCACGUGCUGCAGAUGCCGUACAAGCUGACGAGGUGGCAACAGCGAGCAGCAGCAGCAGCGCACAGCCGCCCUACGAACACGCGGUAACACGUGAGCGCGGCACUGAUGCAAUCGCGGCUCCCGCCAUGCGCAGCGUAUCCGUCGGAGCGGAUGCUGAGGAAGAGAGCAGCGUGCCAGAUGAAGCGGAUAGCCGCCGGGAUAUGAAGCCAGCAGCUACUGCCGCAGACACAGCGGCGGACGUGGCGGACAAGAGCACGCAGUGGCAGCCGAUAUGUCUGCCGAUAAACGCGUCGACGCAGUGCCGCGCGAAACGCCAGGGCGUCGUGCGGAACAAAGCGACGCAGUGGGAUCCCUACUUCAACCGCUUCUCCCAGACGGACUUCGGAGUGCAGGUGACUCCGCGCUCGGCGAGCCGCGGCGUGCAGUUCUCUCCGCUGAUGCGCAACGCGGGCACGAUGACCGUAUGGCCGCCGCCGAAACCGCGCUCGAAGAAGAAGAAGAAGCCAGCGAUCGAACAGGCGGCGGAGCAGAAGGAGGAGCAACAUGUCCAGCAGGCGUCCCCGUCUGGGCAAGAGCAAGCGCAGCCUGUUUCACCAGGUAUCGAACCUGGUGCAGCCGAUCAACAGCAGCAGCAGCAGCAGCAGCAGGAGGCUGAAUCGCAGGCUUCCGACAGAGAACACUGGGAUGAGCAACCGCCGGAGAAAUACUACGAGCAUGUGCCUGACGCACCUCCGUCGCAGCUGCCGUACUACGGGCCGUACCGUGAGUCCCCAGCGCCGGAGCAGCCGUGCAGGCCCGUGGAUGCAAGCGAGAGGUCUACGCCCUUCACGAUGAUGCAGGACUUGACGUCGCCCGUGGGGGAAGCGUCGCGACCGGACUGGGCGACGCACGAUGGUGGUCAGCCAAGGUCUAGCGACUCGUCGACAGCCUUCGUCACCCUAGUCACAAACGAUGCAUAUGGAGUAGGUGCUCUGGUGCUGGGUCACUCGCUACGCUUCACGCAGUCACGUCAGAGAGUAGUUCUUGUCACUGACGGCGUUUCCGGAGAAAUGAGGCGUCUUCUGAACGAGGUGUACGACGACGUGCGGGAGGUGUCACUCAUGGACAGCAAGGACGAGGAGAAGCUGGCGAUGAUGAAGAGACCGGAGUUGGGGGUGACCUUGACGAAGCUGCGCGCCUGGAACGUCCUCGACGACUUUCGAAGAUGUGUCUUUCUCGAUGCUGAUACUAUGGUGCUCAUGAAUAUUGAAGAGUUGUUUGAGGAGACCGCGGAACUGUCGGCAGCGCCAGACUACGGCUGGCCGGAUCUAUUCAACACGGGCAUGUUUGUGUUCAGCCCUAGCAAGGAAACCUACGGAAAGCUGCUGCAGAUGGCCACCACCGACGGCAGUUUCGAUGGUGGCGACCAAGGCUUGCUCAAUCAGUAUUUCAAAAACUGGAAUAGGCUGUCCUGCCUUUACAAUGCUCAACCCAGCACCAUAUACACCUACGGGCCAGCUUAUGACAGGUUCGGUGGCAAUAUAAAAAUUGUGCAUUUCCUCGGAGCGUGGAAGCCCUGGAUGAUCGGGAUAGAUCCAGAAACGAGGCGCGUGACAGGAAUGCCACCUUACGACAACCCACAGAUUCGAACGUGGCUGGCGCUGUUCCAAGACCGUGUCCUACCCAAGCUCAGCUCGUCCGUGAUUAGAAAAUUGGCCCCGGGGUAUGUAGACGUGGGAGAGGAGAAUGAACCUAGUCGGGACAGCGAGAAGGAUUUGGAACAGCAACAGCAGAGGUGGGAGUUGGGCAACCCUGACUACACCGGGGAGGAUAGUUUUGAGAACAUUCUUGCCCAUCUGCACCUGACGACCGACUGCACUCUGGCUACGCCACGUCCGAGACCCAAAAAGGUGCAGCGAGUCAUGGUUAGGCCUAAGUUCCACGGCGUGGAUGGCUCGUCCACGGUGCCGUACACAGAGGAAGGUACCUGGCACAACGCGCCGCUGCCACGGCUAGAGGCAGACAUCGAUAAGGUGGCGCCACACAAUGGUUCCGAGUCUGGCAGUUCUGAGUCGGCGAGUGGAACAGACACUGAGGACGACGACGAAGCGCAAGACUUUGAAUCUUGGAUGAAUGAGCGGCACAGCGCUAGGCCAGUGGCAGUGGGACGCAUCGCAUCAAAGCCCUCACCGUGUCGCAUGUGCAAGCAUGUGGAGACCGCCCCCAGAGAACAACCCCAGGUUGCUAGCACGGGCAGAUCAGCGGCAGUAUCGCAAGGUGCGAGGGCAGCGGCUGCAAAGGGGAGCGAGGAAAAGAGGAAAUCGAAGAAGAAAAUCGACGGAGCCGGUACGUGCGACAGAAACAGGAACAACAACAAUAGCAACAGCGGCAACGUCUCGCGGACGCGGUUCGCGGGUGAGCGGCAAUGCUACGCAUCCACCAGCAGUCGAUCGAAUGUCCAGCAGUCAGUCGCCAGCUUCGUCACACCGCGAACCCACGCGAUCUUGACCGAAGAGGAAACCACACGAAUGGAGAGCUGGGAGUCCGGAGCACCUGACAUCGGUGGUGUGGAUAAGUUUGACAGCAUACUAACGCACGUCUUAAGCAAGGUCAAUGGAGACAAGAAGCAGAAUGAAGGCGGUAGCCGGCGUAAAGAGAAAAGAGCUGGCAGGAAGCAUCGAAAGAAAACACUUUGAUCGUACGAUAAGAUAAGUAAUUCGCAUGGAAAACGACAGAGAAACGGUGGCAAGAAAAUAUUGAAGCAGCGGGCAGCGAAAAAAAGGUCCAUCUACAAUCACAGGACAUAACAACACCAGUAAACCAUAUGUUAGAUGAUAAUUCCUAGACGGUAGUGCUAAAAUCAACUCUAGGAAGGCAAUAGUAAUCUUCUUUCGGCUUGACAGCUACUAGCAGGAAUAUAUAUAUAUAUAUGUUUGUGUUUGUUUGUGCGUGUGUGUGUAUAUUCCUGUUAUAUACGGUGGAAAAUUCACUGAGGAUCUUUCGGUACUCAGGGGCUCUAGCGUUAUAGUACGAUUUAUAAAAAUUGAACAAAUGAUUUAAGAAUGCAACUACUUCUGAGGCUAACAGUUAUGUAACGAAUUAGUAGGGACAGUAAUGUCGGCAAUACUUUGGGAAACCUCAGAAAUUGAUCAGCUCAGCUUUACUAUGUUUAACGAUCGAUGCAUUUAAUUGCAAGCUGCUGUAGAGACAUGCUAUAAAUAGCAUAGACUAACGAUAUCACCAGAGAAUUUACUCGGUAUUCUUCUCUACGUUGUUUACUAAUACUUACUGUGGCUAGGCCAUACUAGGUGUGUGAUAAUGAUAGAACAAGCACAGUAUAUAAGAUCGCUUGCAUUCUGUUGAGAACCAUAGUUAGUGAAAUGAUAUGUAGUGUUGGUUUGUGAUGAGAGUAGAAAGAGAUAAAGAUCUAGAGUUUAGAACGGAAGGUAACUGUUUCAGUGAGCGCGUAGAGUAUUCCGCAAUUUAUGACUGCCAAUAUUACGGCCGAUAAUCGGUUAAGGAAUAAAUUCGUUAUUGUUAAUUAGUUAUAGCUUGAAAAGACGAUUACGCGUUGAUAU